UGAGAACGAUGUGGUCGAAGAUCGUCUGAUAACAACACUUGAAGAAGAAGAAGAAGAAGAAGAACAAGGAAGACACCUCAUCGCCGUCGCCGGCUUCUCGCUCUUUUUCUUUAUCCGGCGACUAUAACACUCAUUUCCUCAAAUUCCUACUGGUAAUGAAAAUGGAUGGAUCAACUGGCAGAGCAGGUGGCAAUGUGGAUAUGUUUUUACCAAAUUACAAGCUGGGGAAAACACUUGGUAUUGGUUCCUUUGGGAAGGUCAAAAUUGCAGAGCAUGCGUUGACUGGUCACAAAGUUGCUAUUAAGAUUCUUAAUCGUCGGAAGAUUAAGAAUAUGGAAAUGGAAGAAAAAGUGAGAAGAGAAAUUAAAAUAUUGAGACUGUUUAUGCAUCCUCACAUUAUACGACUAUAUGAGGUCAUAGAAACCCAUUCAGACAUUUUUGUGGUAAUGGAGUAUGUUAAGUCUGGAGAACUCUUUGACUAUAUUGUGGAGAAAGGUCGGUUGCAGGAGGACGAAGCCCGUAACUUUUUUCAGCAGAUAAUUUCUGGCGUGGAGUACUGCCACAGAAAUAUGGUGGUUCAUAGAGAUCUUAAGCCAGAAAAUUUGCUUUUGGAUUCCAAAUGCAAUGUGAAGAUUGCUGAUUUUGGUCUGAGUAAUAUAAUGCGUGAUGGCCAUUUUCUGAAGACAAGUUGUGGAAGCCCAAACUAUGCUGCUCCAGAAGUUAUCUCUGGAAAAUUGUAUGCUGGGCCUGAAGUAGAUGUCUGGAGUUGUGGGGUUAUAUUGUAUGCUCUUCUUUGUGGCACACUUCCCUUUGACGAUGAAAACAUUCCCAACUUAUUUAAGAAAAUCAAGGGUGGGAUAUACACUCUGCCGAGUCAUUUAUCACCUGGGGCAAGGGACUUGAUCCCACGGUUGCUCAUUGUUGAUCCAAUGAAGCGAAUGUCCAUUCCUGAAAUUCGCCAGCAUCCAUGGUUCCAGGCUCAUCUUCCUCGUUAUUUAGCUGUGCCCCCUCCAGACACAAUGCAACAGGCGAAAAAGAUUGAUGAAGAAAUUCUUCAGGAGGUGAUUAAGAUGGGAUUUGACAGGAACCAUCUGAUUGAAUCUCUUCGCAACCGAGUACAAAAUGAGGCCACUGUUGCUUACUAUCUGCUAUUGGAUAAUCGAUUCCGCGUUUCCAGUGGUUAUCUCGGAGCCGAGUUUCAGGAAACAAUGGAUAGUGGUUACCGAAUGCAUCAGGGCGAGCCUGCUUCUUCUCCUGUUGGGCAUCGGCUUACAGGAUAUAUGGAUUAUCAGGGGGCAGGUCUGAGACCACAGUUCCCCGUUGAAAGAAAAUGGGCUCUUGGACUUCAGUCUCGAGCCCAUCCUCGUGAAAUAAUGACAGAAGUCCUAAAAGCCCUGCAAGAACUGCGAGUGUGCUGGAAAAAGAUUGGGCACUAUAACAUGAAAUGUAGGUGGAUUCCUGGAAUUUCUGGACACCACGAGGGCAUGAGCAACAAUGCUGUGCUUAAUAAUAAUUACUUUGGUGAUGAAUCCACUAUUAUCGAAACUGAUGGUGUAAUGAAGACACCCAAUGUGGUCAAGUUUGAAGUGCAGCUCUACAAAACUCGGGAGGAGAAGUAUCUUCUCGAUUUGCAGCGGGUUCAGGGACCACAGUUUCUCUUCUUAGAUCUUUGUGCUGCAUUCCUUGCCCAACUGCGUGUCCUAUGAUAAUAGGGAAGUAGCAAUGCCCAGACUACUGCUCAUUUCUUAGUUAGUGGAAAUUACUCUCACUCUUUGUGAAUAAAAAAAAAAGAAAAAAAAUGAAAAAUGAAAAAAAUUGCUAUGUAAAUAUUUAUCCAUCCUUUGGUGUCAGGGUUUUUUCCAAUAUUAUUACCUGAUUUUAUAUGGUAAUAGUUGUCGAACUGACUUUCGACGCUAGCACUUGGUUAAAUCACUUUCUCUCUCGCUUGGUCGGUCGGUCGGUCUGGGUUUUACACACACAUCUUUGGUGCUUUUCUGGUGUUUGUGGAAAUGAAUUUCCUUUAUACAGAAAUUGACAGCCUUUGAGAUUAUUUUAUGUUGUUAUGAUAACCAACCUUAGUUUCAAUUUUUAUUGCUCUCUUUGACUGUAUCAUGAUGUAUUUUGUUCAGUUGAUUAGCUUUUUCCAUAAAAGAAAUAUCUGGAUAUUAAUUAGAGUCUUAUAAUGUUCCAUAAUUAGGGUUUAUUAUUGUUCA
Molecule: messenger RNA, 2213 nt
Organism: Cannabis sativa
Lineage: Eukaryota; Viridiplantae; Streptophyta; Magnoliopsida; Rosales; Cannabaceae
Product: SNF1-related protein kinase catalytic subunit alpha KIN10
Exons: 11
Coding region: 156-1706 (516 amino acids)
Biological process (GO): protein phosphorylation; intracellular signal transduction
Molecular function (GO): protein binding; ATP binding; protein serine/threonine kinase activity
Source: RefSeq, a predicted model, not a curated record